CAUUGAUCUCCUACAUAUUGGCUACGUAAUAAGACCAAAUAAACACAAGCAAUGCUGCUACUUGUAGACUUUGAGUCAGCGUCGCUUUCCUUUGUUCAUUUUCUUUCUCAUCCUCUGCUGACGUGGACGUGAACGUAUGGCAGCUGGUAGGUUUUCAGUCUAUCACCUUUUUUUCAUGAUGUUACCAGUAAUUUGCGUUCGAUUCACUCGUCUUACACCAAAAGCCUCUGAUCUUUCAUUCUUUUUCAUUGAGAGAUCUUUUAUGAAUACUGACCUUCUUUCCAUUCACAGGUCCUUCAUAAAACUUUUCUGGCGUGUUUGUAGAUUUCAUCUGCUACUUUGAACCCAACGACCAAGAGCCCAUGGCUGAGAAUUCACAAUCAUCUACGCCUGCGCAAGGUAGUGGGACACCUACCCGAGGUUCCAGCAAUGCAGGUGACGUCCCUGUGGCCGAGUUUAAGGUGUAUAAGCCUCCAACAUCAACGACCAGCACUCUUUUAGAAGAACUGCCAGACUCCUACUUCAUCCUAUCUCCUGCUGACCUGAAGGCUGCUCAAGCAACAUUAAGCGCUCGGACACGAUCAUUAGUUGAUGCCCCACUACAAGUACGAGCUCAGCGAGAGGCAGCAGAGAAGUCAAAAAGAGAUCGAUGGCCAAAUACAACGAUACGUGUCAGAUUCUCUGAUCGAACACAACUGGAGAAGACAUUUCCCUCUACGGACAAAAUUCGCUCUGUGUACGCAUUUGUGCGGUCGUCCCUCCGAGAUGAUGUCAAGUCUAUCAAGUUCAUCCUAUAUCAAUCUCCUCCCAAGCGCGACUUGAAGGUAUCUGACCCAGAUGUUCGUGAUUUAAGCUUGGUACAACUCCAGCUUGCUCCAUCAUCGAUACUCCUUCUGCGUUUCGAAGAUGAGUCUUUGAAUGGCACGAAUGUCCCUGCACCCCUCUUGCCAUCCAUUGCGGCAAGCGCGGUCGAGUUACCGAAACUCCCCAGUGUUGAUGCCGAACCUCCCAAGGUGGAGAAGUCUGCUACACCUCCCACAACGUCGAGCACAAGUACCGAGAAGAAGAUACCUAAGUGGCUGAAGGCAGGUCUAAGAAAGUGAAAGGAAGAGCAAACACGUGUAUUAUCUUGAAUCUCAAUUCGAGGUCCACCCACAUAGUUACCAGCUUCUACUAUAUAUCAUCGU
Messenger RNA from Suillus subaureus, 1187 nucleotides. RefSeq lists its product as uncharacterized. Lineage: Eukaryota; Fungi; Basidiomycota; Agaricomycetes; Boletales; Suillaceae. The transcript is spliced from 8 exons. Gene Ontology annotation, molecular function: protein binding. The record is from RefSeq and is a predicted model, not a curated record. The coding region runs from base 363 to 1103 and encodes 246 amino acids.